This is a messenger RNA of Xenopus laevis (African clawed frog), 2810 nucleotides long. RefSeq names its product pleckstrin homology and RhoGEF domain containing G7 L homeolog (gene plekhg7.L). Gene Ontology annotation, molecular function: guanyl-nucleotide exchange factor activity. NCBI's taxonomy places the organism in Eukaryota, Metazoa, Chordata, Amphibia, Anura, Pipidae. The record is from RefSeq and is a predicted model, not a curated record. Gene Ontology annotation, biological process: intracellular signal transduction; Rho protein signal transduction. Bases 318 to 2609 code for a protein of 763 amino acids. The transcript has 17 exons.
GGAGAGAGGAAUGAAGCAGGGGGGCCGUGUGUGAGGCUCGGUUAAGCUUGGCUGCAUUGUACCCACAAGCCUCCACCUCUCUGACCUCUGUGGCAAACAGGAGUGUUAGAAACGUUGUGUCAGUGAGCAGAGGCUUCAGUCGCAGCAGGGCUGCUGGGGGAGAGCCAGGAGAAUAGAGCAGGGCUGGGCUACUGCCUGUUUGUUGCCUUCUCUCCUGGGAGUUUGCAUUAAACACACGCGAUCCAACAAAGCAGCUAUGGCGUCAUUCAACCUGCAGCUGACGGAGGGAAACUCUGAAUGCUAAGAGAUGCCUUAACAUGGAGGAACCUCUGCAUAUGUUCUUUUCUGUGAUGAAUAAAGAGAUUUUUAACACUACUGCACAUGCAAUGAAGGUUGGAAAUGGAACAGUGUGUGAACUUAUUGAUCCAUCUGGUGAAGUGCACACAUCAGGGGGUGAUUCCAUGACAAAAGAUGUACACAUAUGUCCAGACCAUGCAAAGCCUACCACAGAAACUUUACACAGAAAAAUUCACAAUAUCUCUCCCCUUAUUUUAAUGUUUCCUCCUAAUGAGGCUGAUGGAAAUUAUAACACACCUUUUCAAUUUGAUAGACAAGCUCCUGCAAGGAUUUCUACUUCUCCUACCUUAAGACGGCUAAGAAAAAACACACCUGGGCAUUUUAUGCCAUUGCAAGACAUUUUUGAUGUUACCAAGUUCCCAACCUCAAAAGAGCAAUCUGCUUUAAAUAAUUUAGCUGGGCAUCUGUGGGACAGCCCACCAUGGAGUCCCCAAUGUACAGUCUCUAUAUCACCAUCUUCUUCUGAAAACCCAGAAGGGCUGUCUGUUUCUGAAAACGAUGGAGCUACUAUUACAAAAGGCCCAGAGGAAAGCAUGAAUGAUAAUUGCACAGAUGACACCCGAUUACACAGUCCAUUGUCAGCUGGUGACCAGCCAGUGGUGAAUCCAGAGAACAGUCAUAUUAUUGAACCCACUACAGAAAACUAUAAUGAUGAUGAUUCUAGCAACCAAAGCACCGAGAUUAAAGCAUUACAACACUCAAGGCUGCUUGAACGAAGACGCAGUUCUGUGGUAUUAAGCUUGCCUGGCCUAGAAGUGUUUCCUGGUGAUCUUUUGGUGUCUGAUGGAGCCUCUGAUUACAUGUAUCACUCUACAUGGCUUUCAAAUACAGAUUCCAAGAAACCAAAGUGGCCAUUUUCUAAGAAGGGAACUCUAACGAAAGGAAAGCAAAAGCAUAUGUCCGAUUUGGAAAACUGUCUGUCAAGUGUUAAGAUCCAAGACUUCACAGGAAAUGAACUGUACAUUCUUAAGGACAAAACAUGGCAUGAAGUUCUAAGUAUGUACACUGCAGAGAAAAUGGAGAGUCUUCAGAAAUCAAACAGAAGGCACCAGGAGUCUAUAUGGGAGCUUUUUACCUCUGAGUGCACUUACUACCUAGAUCAUUUGCUAGUUCUGAAAAAAGUAUUUUUUAAUGCACUACAGCAUUUGCAGAGCAAUGACCAUUUAUUAGAUGUGGACUUGGGGAGGCUAUUUGCCAACCUUGAGGAACUAUUGCAGGAGAGCCUUAAUUUUGCUACUGGCCUACUCAACACUAUCAAAAGCAGAGAGCUAGGAUGUUCAGCCUCAUCUCUCCCACUGGCAGGCCUGCUAACAAAGCAUUUCAAGGACAACCUCUGUCUCAGCCACCAGGUUUACUGCAUGAAUUAUACGUCGGCUGUCAUUUACCUGGAAAGCAUCAAGCAGCGAGACGACGUUGCCAUCUAUCUUAAAUGGUGUGAACAACACGAGCAGUGUAAACGGCUACGUCUCUCAGACCUGCUAGUGGCACCUUUACACCGACUCACUCGCUACCCACUACUCCUAAAGAAUAUCUGGAAGCGAAGCAGUGACGCCACUGAGAAAAUCGCCAUCUAUUCCACAAAAGAUAAAGUAGAGAGCUCACUGCGAGACCUUGAGGGGAAUGUAAAAUGGCUCGAUAAGUCUCAGAAAUACAAGCAGCUCCAAGAGGUUAUUGUAUGGCCAUCAUUAUGGGAGAGAGACAAAAGGUUUUUCAUUCACGAGGGCCUUAAACAUCAUUUCAAAGAAGCCAAUGUUGAAAGCAUGCUGUCUUCCCCAAACAGGGACCUUCUACAUGAAGGAAAGCUCAUCCUGACAGAAAGUACCAGACUUCUUGAUGUAUAUUUGUUUCUCUUUGAUGACUUUCUGCUCAUCACAAAGAUAAAGCGAAAUAAAAGGAAAUCUACAAAUCUGGAGAUUAACCAGUACCCAUCCCUCCACCCAGAGCUGCAGGGGGUGACCAAGGAAGGAGGCUACUGCAAAGUGCUAGACCAGCCUAUUCCUCUCGACAGAUUAAGUCUGAAAACUGUUGAUCAAUUCCAUAUCACAGUGUAUGGUAUGAAGAAUGCUUUUAUGAUCCAGCAUGAGAACAGAUACCAGCAAUGCAUAGCUGCCUUCAUCCUCCAAGCCCACACAGAAUCGGAGAAGAAAACAUGGAUGUCACAGAUAGAAACAGCUGUGUCUUGCUACACAGAAACCCACCAAUCGAAACGACUUUCAACCUUGUGGCAAACAUCAGAGUCAGCGGAAAUCUAGACUUUGCGCUUUCUACGCCUUGCACUUUUGUUUAGGUGUCCCUUUUUUAUUUGUUUUUUUUUCAGUGUACAGUAUUUGCAUUUUGUAUUUCUAACAAUGUUUCAUAGAGUUGAAGUGUAACUUAUAUUAUUUUAGCGUUUUCUGGUGUAAAAACCUUCCUAGUGUUUUGUAGAAAUAAAGACCACCGUCUGCUCCAAACAA